UGAGAAUAUUUUUCUUCUGUUAACGAUUUAUAGUUUUCAAGGAGGAAAUGCCUCGAAUAAUUGCUGUGGCUAAUUAUGAAGAAAUGUCAAAAGUUACAUUCCUAUUGUGUUUAUUGCUUAAAAAAUAUAUAACAGUGGAAGUUGCUGGCAUCGUUAUGCGUUGCAUUUUAUAAUUUAGAGAAUGAAAACGUUAAUGGGGAAAGUAGUUGCUUUGGGUUCACAAGGUAAAUUUUACAUCACGAUCAAAGGUGUUGGCAAAACUAGUAUGAUCAUACGCUAUACUGGUAAAACAUUCAACGAGCAUGUGAGUCCUACAAUUGGCGCGUCAUUUUCUACUUGUAAAUUCAACAUGGAAAAUGCAAGAAUAGUACUACAGGUGUGGGACACUGCAGGACAGGAAAAAUUCAAAUCAAUGGCACCAAUGUACUAUAGAAAUGCCAAUGCAGCUAUGUUGGUGUUCGAUUUAACUCAGUAUAAUACAUUCGCAGCAAUGAAGGGAUGGGUGACAGAGCUUCGAAGAAAAGUAGAAGAUACUAUGGUACUGGUAGUUGUUGGGAACAAAUCGGAUUUAAGGAAAGAAAGGCAAGUGGAGGCUGAGGAAGGUAGAGUGUAUGCUACGAAAAUUGGUGCAACAUAUCACGAGACAUCGGUUCUGCAAAACGAAGGAAUCGAAAAUGUCUUUUUCACUAUUGGUAAGGGUCUCCUUGGAUUAUCGUCAACCGAACACGAUACUACCUCCGUCAGAAUAUGCGAGUCGAAAAAUUUGAAUUCGAGCACGACGGAUGUCUCACUUACACCAUCCCUCGAGGAAAGUGCUGAAAACUUGAGUAUUGCUCAUGGGAUACAAGAAAGACCGCACAAGUGCUAUUGUUACGGAAGGGUAUCAAUUGGGUCCAAGUUACCAGAUAUGGAUAACGUGUUACGAGUCGACGCCCUAAGCUUAACGGAGUGCAAAGAAAGCUGUUCAAACGAUAGAAAUGGUUGUGACGCAUUUUCAUUUGGCGUUGGCCUAAAGGGUAAUAGUACCUGUUUGAUUAGCCCACGAGUACCAGUACUAGAAAAUUUGGAAAUUCAUCCAGAGUAUGACGUUUACGUGAAAAAACGGCACGAUUCGCUACGGUGUGACUUCGAUCGUCUCUAUUACGGAAGUCUUAUUCGUGGAAGUGGAAACGAGAGUGGAAGUCGUUGGACGAAAAUGAAAAGAAUAAACAAAAAUGAACACCUUUCAAAUACUAGCAAUCUUCUUCUUCGUUCGAAAUUAAUACGAACCUCGAUGCCGGCAUCAAUACCGCUUAACGCAUCACCAUUCUCGAGGUAUUGUACAAUACAGUAUGUAUGUAUACGUUGUGCCCUACCACCGGCCGAUUUCCUUCGAUUUUCGACAAAUAACUUUACUAUCUAUUACCAUAACGGUAUCGACCAGUCCUUUUGUGCAAGUGUUCAACCUGAGGAGGAGUUGAAGACAAAAAAGAUGUUUGUAAAAACGUGGUUUUUAUGGACUUUCAUUUUGUCCACGCCUUAUCCCCGUAUAACUAAGAGUUCAACGAUAUCGGAGAAAAGUAAUAACAAUGAUUUCACACUUGCAAUUUGCCAUCGAAAACUGUUACCUGGCAAGAAGAUGAUGGAACUGCUCGUCGAACGCGUCGUCAGUUGCGAAAAUCUGCAAGAUUGUUGUCGGGCAUGCGAUUACGAAAAGACUUUCGCCUGCAAAGGUUUCAAUCACAGGCGCAGAACAGACGAUUCAAAGUGUAUAUGCGAGCUGACGUCAACGCCGCAUUUUCGCAUGGACGUUGAUGAAGAUUUCUCAGUUGAUUCUCAUUACGAUUACUACGAGAAGAAUCAAAAUUGCCUACCUUCGACGUUCGAUCCGGUGAAAAACUACGAGCCAAGUGGUCGAAAUAUGUGGUCGGAUCGUGUCGUGGGCGCGGACAAAGAUCAUUUCUACAGAGAAAUUUAUUCGCUAUCGAAUAGCGAAUCUACUCGUGAUUAUCCCAAUGGCCUUGCACAGCCCAACCAACAAUUCAAUUACGAAGAACCUCGCGGUGGUUUCGCGUCUCGUCAGAAUGCACCUUUAAAUUGGAAUCACAAAUGGAGAAAUUCCGAUGUUACCAAUGGCAACACACUCCCCAAUUCUCCCUUAAACUACGAUAAAGAAUACGUGGACUACGUAAGAUCUUCAAUUUUCUCCAAAUCACCGAUCGAACAGGACCCUUCUCCGGAGCACGGAUUUUCCCUUCCUGACCAACAUGAACACUUUUAUGGAAAAUUUUAUAAUUACGGUGGUGCAUUUGGCUACAACGAUAACUCGUAUGUGUCAGCCACAAGGACACCGUUUCAAUCACUUUUCGAGAAACACGAUAAACUCCAAACGACACGUAGAUGCGCAACGAAAGCCGUUGCGGGUUCGAAAUUAGGCAGAAGCGUUUUACGAAAGACUUGCCUGGCACAUGAUUUCGAUCAGUGCGAAGAUCUUUGCAUCAACGAAACCAGUUUUUCUUGCCAAAGUUUUGCUUAUAGAUACAACGUACUUACCGCAAAUCCCACGGACAAUUGCUUAUUGAGCGACCUUUCCUAUCGAGAUUUAAAUUUUUACACGGAUCUCGAACCAGACCGCGAUUACGACAGCUAUAUAUUCAUGCCGGAUGAUAAGAUCUGUGAUUUGAAAAAGUCAACGAAUCGAUAUCCAGCGGAGGAAUGCUUUUCAAGAGUGAGAAGUGGAUUUACCAUGCCGAUGGACAUUACGAACAACUCCAUGUUCGUAAAUGAUUUGGGGGAAUGCCAGUUUGCAUGCACUGCGUCGCAACAAUUUCUUUGUAGAAGUUUCGUUUUUAACUAUGCUGUGAACAGUCGUGGACGCAAUCACCAACACGUACCGUUCAAUUGUUUCUUAAGUGAUUGGCCUACGGAAGAAAUGAAUCCUACGAAUAUGCCGGAUAUGGAUGGUGCUGAAUUGUACGAGAGAAAUACCUUUUCUUACGGUUGUGAAAUCUACCCUUCUACGUCGUUAUCAUUUCCACAUGUAACCAUUCCAAAUGACAAACGAUUCUCCUCGAUGCACACGACGGAUGAACUUUGUUACUCCGAGCAUCACAGACCAUGCAAAUUAAUGUCUCACGCGAUAGUGUCUUCAAUGCGUGCUCUUACAAAAUCAGAAUGCCGACGAAAAUGUUCGACAAUGAGAAACACUGCUGCGAUACCUUGUAUGUCUUUCAAUUAUCUUAUCAACAUCGACGGUACACGGGAUAAUUGUUUUUUAAGCGAUAUAUCGAGACGAGAUUUAAGACCAAAUCUAGACUACGUUCGUGAUAACGAUCACAUAUUAUACACGUGGAAAGAAUUCGAUCCAUUAUGCGGUAUAACACCAGCGUUUGAGAAACACGCACAAUCGUCGUCGCCGUCGUCUUCUUCCUCGCCACUUCUUCCCAUGUUGAACGACCUAAAUACUCAAAGGACAUUAGACAGUGGCUCUCAUAUUUAUAGACCGAUUCUUCAUUCUUCCACCACUCGGUGGGAAAACAAAUUUCGAUCCGAGAAUCACCAACACAAUUAUAAGCAUGAAUUAACUAACGGGGAUGACAAAUCUAAUUCCGGUGGCUCCGAAUAUCAACUAAACUUUCUCUAUUCGAGCCAACUUUCCCCUUUUCGACGUUACACGGUAAACGGUAAUCCUUGCAGAAACGGUACCGUAUGUCAGCGAAACGAGAUCACUGGAUUUUGGUCUUGCGAAACCGAAAACGAGUACGGCGGCAGUUGGGAUUAUUGUUGCGAGCCGAAUCACCAAUGUGGAUUUUCCCAAGGAUAUCAUUACCCCUGGUGUUACGUGGGUUCUAACGAAGAUCAAUGGAGACCUUGCAGCGAAACGUAUAAUCCAUAUUAUUCUCCCAAAGACCGUUCAAUUUAUCGUCAAUCACCGCUAUAUACCGCCCGUCAUUGGCCAGUAAUUUACUUUCACGAGACGUCACCUCCAAACUGCUCUACCAAUGAUCCCUAG
Messenger RNA from Habropoda laboriosa, 3991 nucleotides. RefSeq lists its product as uncharacterized. The transcript is spliced from 15 exons. Bases 182 to 3991 code for a protein of 1269 amino acids. Gene Ontology annotation, molecular function: GTP binding; GTPase activity. The record is from RefSeq and is a predicted model, not a curated record. NCBI's taxonomy places the organism in Eukaryota, Metazoa, Arthropoda, Insecta, Hymenoptera, Apidae.